Molecule: messenger RNA, 1787 nt
Organism: Rhinopithecus roxellana (golden snub-nosed monkey)
Lineage: Eukaryota; Metazoa; Chordata; Mammalia; Primates; Cercopithecidae
Product: neurexin-2-like
Exons: 10
Source: RefSeq, a predicted model, not a curated record
ACUGCCUGCGCGUCGGCUGCGCACCCAGUAAAGGCCCCGAGACGCUGUUUGCGGGGCACAAGCUCAAUGACAAUGAGUGGCACACAGUGAGGGUGGUCCGGCGUGGCAAGAGCCUGCAGCUGUCUGUGGACAACGUGACUGUGGAGGGACAGAUGGCAGGAGCCCAUACUCGGCUGGAGUUCCACAACAUUGAGACGGGCAUCAUGACGGAGCGGCGGUUUAUCUCCGUGGUGCCCUCCAACUUCAUCGGGCACCUGAGUGGGCUGGUGUUCAACGGCCAGCCCUACAUGGACCAGUGCAAGGAUGGUGACAUCACCUACUGCGAGCUCAAUGCUCGCUUUGGCCUGCGUGCCAUCGUGGCCGAUCCCGUCACUUUCAAGAGUCGCAGCAGCUACCUGGCCCUUGCUACACUCCAAGCCUAUGCUUCCAUGCACCUCUUCUUCCAGUUCAAGACCACGGCCCCUGAUGGGCUUCUCCUGUUCAACUCGGGCAACGGCAAUGACUUCAUUGUCAUCGAGCUGGUCAAGGGGUACAUCCACUACGUGUUUGACCUGGGGAAUGGCCCGUCCUUGAUGAAGGGGAACUCAGACAAACCAGUCAAUGACAACCAGUGGCACAACGUGGUGGUGUCCAGGGACCCAGGCAACGUGCACACGCUCAAGAUUGACUCCCGCACUGUCACGCAGCACUCCAAUGGCGCCCGAAACCUCGAUCUCAAAGGGGAGUUGUACAUUGGCGGUCUGAGCAAGAAUAUGUUCAGCAACCUGCCCAAGCUGGUGGCCUCCCGGGAUGGCUUUCAGGGCUGCCUGGCCUCAGUGGACCUCAACGGACGCCUCCCAGACCUCAUCGCUGACGCCCUGCACCGCAUUGGGCAGGUGGAGAGGGGCUGUGAUGGCCCCAGCACCACCUGCACUGAAGAGUCCUGUGCCAACCAGGGCGUCUGCUUGCAGCAGUGGGAUGGCUUCACCUGCGACUGCACCAUGACUUCCUAUGGAGGCCCUGUCUGCAAUGAUCCCGGGACCACAUACAUCUUUGGGAAGGGGGGAGCACUCAUCACCUAUACGUGGCCCCCCAAUGACAGGCCCAGCACGAGGAUGGAUCGCCUGGCUGUGGGCUUCAGCACCCACCAGCGGAGCGCUGUGCUGGUGCGGGUGGACAGCGCCUCCGGCCUUGGAGACUACCUGCAGCUGCACAUCGACCAGGGCACCGUGGGGGUGAUCUUUAACGUGGGCACGGACGACAUUACCAUCGACGAGCCCAACGCCAUCGUAAGCGACGGCAAAUACCACGUAGUGCGCUUCACUCGAAGCGGCGGAAACGCCACCCUGCAGGUGGACAGCUGGCCGGUCAACGAGCGGUACCCGGCAGGUAGGAAACUUGAUAACGAGCGCCUGGCGAUUGCUAGACAGAGAAUCCCCUACCGGCUUGGUCGAGUAGUAGAUGAGUGGCUGCUCGACAAAGGCCGCCAGCUGACCAUCUUCAACAGCCAGGCUGCCAUCAAGAUCGGGGGCCGGGAUCAGGGCCGCCCCUUCCAGGGCCAGGUGUCCGGCCUCUACUACAAUGGGCUCAAGGUGCUGGCGCUGGCCGCCGAGAGCGACCCCAAUGUGCGGACCGAGGGUCACCUGCGCCUGGUGGGGGAGGGGCCGUCCGUGCUGCUCAGUGCGGAGACCACGGCUACCACCCUGCUGGCUGACAUGGCCACCACCAUCAUGGAGACUACCACCACCAUGGCCACUACCACCACGCGCCGGGGCCGCUCCCCCACACUGAGGGACAGCACCACCCAG